Molecule: messenger RNA, 1989 nt
Organism: Mus pahari (shrew mouse)
Lineage: Eukaryota; Metazoa; Chordata; Mammalia; Rodentia; Muridae
Gene: Grxcr2
Product: glutaredoxin and cysteine rich domain containing 2
Exons: 3
Coding region: 38-805 (255 amino acids)
Biological process (GO): sensory perception of sound
Cellular component (GO): stereocilium shaft; microvillus; stereocilium base
Source: RefSeq, a predicted model, not a curated record
UUGGAGGCCUGGAAACCUGAGCGGGAGCUUUCUGCUGAUGGAGGACUCCGAGAAGAAACUGAAUCAGAAGAGCGACGACAAACCCAGAAAAGUCCGGUUUAAAAUCUCCUCUUCCUACAGUGGCCGAGUGUUGAAGCAGGUUUUUGAGGAUGGGCAAGAAUUAGAGUUGCCCAAAGAAGAAUAUCCUCACAGUUUUCUCCAGGAGGCCCUUGAACCCAUGGAUGGCGUUUAUGGGUCUGGGGAAGUCCCCAAGCCCCAGCUGUACUCCCCCAAGCUGACUGCUCAGAGAAUCAGCGUAUUCAGAGACAGUGGUGCCUACACUCUGGCGGGCAGCCAGCCUCUGUUCAAUGACUACAAGGCGAAUGACCAUAAGCCUCCACCCAUUAUAGACUUUGGGAAGAUAAUUAUCUACACCAACAACCUGAAAAUCAUCCGAACCCCGAUGGACAAAAGGGACUUCAUGAGGAAAAUCCUCCAAAAGGAAGACGUGGCUGAGGAAGCGUCCCUGAUGAUCACAGGGGAGAAUGAUGGAGACAGGGAGCACCGCAGCCCCCUGCCGGAGCAGAACGGCAGCCCCCUGCUGGAGGCGGAGCGCACUUUUCUCCAUAGUCAGCACACACAGGAUGGGCUGGUCCCUGAGGAUAACUGUCUCCACUGCCAGGGGUCCGGCAUUGCCACCUGUUCUCUGUGCCACGGCAGCAAGUUCUCCAUGCUGGCUAACAGAUUCAAGGAGUCCUACCGAGCCCUCAGGUGCCCUGCUUGCAAUGAGAACGGCCUGCAACCUUGCCGAAUUUGCAGCCCGUAGCCCGGAGCCCUGGUUUUCGCACGUGCCUUUCUUGUACUCUCUUACCACGCUACUCCUAAUAAAGCAUCCUGCUUCCUCCUGUCUCUCUCCAAAAGGGAGCCUACUGCAGCAGCAAUCAUUUCUACCACUAGCAAAUCUCACAUAAUUUGAUGACAUUUUGUGAAGUUGGUACCAUCUCUACGUGCGCCCAAGUAACAGGGGCAUUUUUUGAAUUAGAAUCCGCUCUGAAACAGCUUCUAAAAUUAUCCUUCCAGGAGCAAGUGCAUGCAUCUCACUUGAUUUAGCUCAGUCUUCCCCUUGCGCCAGUGAACAAAUAACUAAAUGUACACUCCAGACAGCAGGUUGAAGUCAUUUUCCGGGCCGGGAGCUAUUUUGCAAAAUUAUGUGGUCAGAAAGGAAUAAAGAAGUAGAUUUCCAACGAACCAGAUUCCUGUUUCUUAUAACGCAUCUGAAAUUGUCUUUGGUAAAAUUGAAAUUUCUAAUGAGGCAGAAGAGGGAAGGGGCAGUCAACCCAGGAGGCUCUCACAGGCCUCUGCAAGCAAAACAGAAAGUUCAUCCCAGAGCCAGACAAGCUGAGGAGGCCCUUCUCCUGAGGCCGCUCCUGUGGCACGUCCUAGCGCUUACUAGGCAGACACAAGCUAGAAUGCUUCUGUGUGUCUCUCUAACUGGUGAGGUUAUAAGUCACACCAAAGCUAUUGGGAGAAGGUUGGCACUCAAGCACGUAUCUAUGAUAAGGUUUCUGCCAGCCCCACAGCCAAUUAGCAAACAGACAGGUCUAUUUUAAGACUAAGAUCUAGCCAGCCGCUCUCUAGAAAGGACAGCAGGUGUUUCAGGCUCAUCUUCUCUUGAAGAGAAGAACCAAGAGGCCUCAUAGCUAGACAUUGUUUCUACAGCCCACGAAUGAGCACGUGAAGGGAGACUCUCCCCCUCUUGACGGCAGCUAUUAAGUUUUAAAAGCACGUUUGUUAAUGAACUUUUGCAGCUCGUACACCCACUCUCCACACUCAGUGAGAAUGACACCGGUGUUUGUUAUUCAGCGGGACGCGCUGCUUAUCUUCAAGAAUAACUCUGACUUCAUGUCUUAGUAAUCCUUCAAGGCUUGUUAUUCUCUUGUGCUCUGUUACAUCAACAGUAGGUUGCACCCGGGCAACGGGAAGGGUUCUAAUAAAAAGAUGUGAACGCUC